CAUUUUCAUUCAAUUUCUUGCUUGGCCAUAUCACGUGGGAUACUUACAUUUUUAAAGACUUUAUAAAAAAUUAUUUUGCAGUAAAUUUUACAAUUCGAUGAUUCGACGCUAAUUAUGUGAAUUAAAAUGUAUUUAUCAGUUUUGUCUUGUAAUGAAAUAAAUAAUUUCAUUUAUUUUAAAAAUAAUGAUAUUUUUAUAUCUAAUUUACCAUAGGUACCUCUGUACCCCAGUCUUCCCUAUGUAUUUUAUAUUUGCCCAAAAAUAAUUAGGUAUUAUACCUUUCGAUUUCUGAUCAUUUUCCAAUUAAUUCACAAUGAAGGCAUUCUCACUGUUUCUUGGCAAUUUUUCUCAGCACUAACUGUUAUAUAAUAAAAAAAUAGUUAUUUUCAAUUAAUACGAUUAUGACAUGACUAUAAAAUUAUCUAGGGACUUUUGGUUGUAUAAUUUAGAAUUUGAAGUACAUGCCAUUUGCCAUUGUAAUUUGAAGGUUAGGUCGUGUUUUGGUUAAUCACUACUUUUGUAAUUCGAAUAUUCGGAUUGGCGAACGUCUUUUUAGUGACAUUGAACAUUGCGCUGAACGCUGAAAUAAAGAAGAGCAGGACGCAAAUAACCUUAAAAUUUCCUGAAUUGUCUUCCCUUCGUCUCGAAUUUUACGUCAAUAUGCCCUAAAAAAAUAUUUUUGUAUCAAUCGCUUACGAACCUGUAUAAAUUUAUCAUUGUAAUGAUUUUAAGGUGAAAAAACAUCAUGAACAAGAUUAACACAAAAAAUAGUAAAGUUGAUAUUGAUAAGUGCCCUUCAACUUUAGCUGUCGAUAAAGUUAAAGACGUAUCAAACAAGUGCAUUUUAAACGAAAAAACACCAGAACUGAAAAACGGACUAGUCAAUGGGUUAGUUAAUGUAAAUAACUCGAGUGGAGGCAAGAAAAGUAGCAGGAAAAAGAAAAAUAAGAAUACAAAACAUGAGACUGUAAAUAGUAGUGAAACUGAACAGAACCACAGUGUAGAAAAGGAAGACCAAAGUAAUGUGGAAAAUGAUAUUUCUAGAAAUUCAAAGGAAGAUGUAAAUAAUGUAGAUAGAAAACAUGGGUCUAAAGCAACACUAGACUCAAAUGAGAAUAUUUCUUGUGAUAAAACUUCCAGUCACCUGAAAUUAGUAUCCUUAGUGUCUGAAUGUGUAUCCAAGGAUGCUCAAGUUUCCAGUGAUGUCAUCAGUGAAUUAGAUAGUUUUAACAAGCUCAGUUUGGAGGAUAAAGAUAGGGAGAAUUCGGUGGAGGGUAAUGUACAAAAACCUAAGCCAAAAAUAGAAUUUAUACAAUACGAAUCUGAACUUCAAAUGCCAAUGAUUAUGAAGAUUAUCCAAAAGGACCUCUCUGAACCGUAUUCCAUAUAUACCUACAGAUAUUUCAUUCACAAUUGGCCGAAACUUUGUUUUCUAGCAAUGUGCGAGGGUGAAUGUGUAGGAGCAAUAGUUUGUAAACUAGAUUUGCACCGUAAAGUGAUAAAAAGAGGGUACAUUGCAAUGUUAGCAGUUGAUCAAGAUUACAGGAAGCUCAGAAUCGGGUCUAAUCUUGUACAAAUGGCCAUCAAUGAAAUGUUGCUAGGUGAUGCUGAUGAGGUUGUAUUAGAAACUGAAGUUACUAAUAACCCAGCUCUUCAGUUAUAUGAAAAGCUAGGAUUCGUUCGUGAUAAACGCCUCUUCAGAUACUAUCUAAACGGAGUAGACGCUCUAAGGCUCAAACUCUGGCUGAGAUGAGUCACGAACUGAGGAAGAAACUUAAUUUGGAAUUGUUUAACGCCUUCAAGAGACAUGAUGUGGUUCUGUUGUGUUAGGAGUUAAAUGACAAAAAGUAGUUGGUUGUUACAAAUUUUAUUACUGUUGAUGUUUUUUUAAACUCGGAUUUUUCUUUGACAAAGAGUUCUCUCUAGUUUAUAAAUGGGGAUGUUAAACGAUUUUUGUAUAUUGUAUACUGUUUACAAGAAGUAUGAAAUUAAUAUUUAUAUUUUGUAUGCAGUAUAUCUUUUUAUAUUUACUGUCGAGUAAUAUUUUAUGGCUCAUGGUGGUUUUUAACAUUCUCAUAUUGCAAGUAUCGAGAACUGCUUUGAUAAUCUUUAUUAUUGUUUUUUUUUUAAACUCUUAUCAAAUAAUAGGCAAAAAAUAUUUUAAAUAUUUGUUUACCAUGUUUUCCUAAUGUUUCUUAGAUAAUAAAAAGAAAAUGAAAUAUACUUCUAGUUAUCGACGAGAUGCAAACGUAGGACACACAAAGAAAAAAAUAUUCUCUUCUAAUCAUCAUUUUCCUAUUACUUUUUAAAGGUUUCAAUAAUUGUUAUUUUUAGUGAGGAAUUUUAAAUUUUAUUUUGGAAAGUCGUACUGAGCAUAUGAAAAUAAUCGAUUGGAAGGCUUAACAAGAGAAAAAAUAGCUUUUAAACCUUAGUAUGAAGAAAGCAAAAUUGAAAAAGUUGAAAAAUAUUUAUUAAUCCACUAUUAGGAGUUAAAUAAUUGUGUGCUUGAAUAAGUGUUUUUUUUUUAUUCCUUUUUCUAUUAUGAUGUAUUUUUUCUA
Psylliodes chrysocephalus is the source of this 2558-nucleotide messenger RNA. The record is from the annotation of a GenBank genome assembly. NCBI's taxonomy places the organism in Eukaryota, Metazoa, Arthropoda, Insecta, Coleoptera, Chrysomelidae.